Messenger RNA from Xiphias gladius (swordfish), 2075 nucleotides. RefSeq names its product adiponectin receptor 2 (gene adipor2). Gene Ontology annotation, biological process: adiponectin-activated signaling pathway. The coding region runs from base 232 to 1389 and encodes 385 amino acids. The transcript has 8 exons. Gene Ontology annotation, cellular component: plasma membrane. Gene Ontology annotation, molecular function: signaling receptor activity. The record is from RefSeq and is a predicted model, not a curated record. NCBI's taxonomy places the organism in Eukaryota, Metazoa, Chordata, Actinopteri, Istiophoriformes, Xiphiidae.
GAGUCCGUUCCAGUUUUCAGAGGAGGCCAGUCCAGCGUCUCAAGCUGGACGGAGGAGAGACAAGCGGGGCCGAGGGCCCGGCCUUCGUGCUGCGACACAGAACUUCAAACCUCAUAGAACACACCACAGAUAGCCCGCCUACAAAUCCCAUGAGUCCCCGGGAGAAAGGAGACACGUCCACCUCAGGUUCUUCAACCAGUCACCUCAGUACCGCAGAGUGCCCCUCACACAAUGGGGCAAGACAGUGCUUCCAGUCCAAACCAUCCCAAGAGUUUUCAAGAAAAUUGGAGGGAUCAUGAGAUGACUAAUAUGAUAGAAGAGAUUCAAAAAUACACAAAUAAUGUCCCAGAGUUUGACAAGGAGAAAAGAAUAAAGGAAGAGGAUGACAGAGGAAGAGAAGGAGGAGAGGAGAAAGAACAGGAAGAGGAUGAGAGGAGCAGUGACGAAGGUUUCAUGGGAAUGACUCCGCUGCUGCAGGCUCACCAUGCCAUGGAGAGGAUGGAGGAGUUUGUCCACAAGGUGUGGGAAGGCCGGUGGCGUGUCAUACCUCACGACGUGCUCCCUGAUUGGCUGAAGGACAACGACUUCCUGCUUCACGGCCACAGGCCACCAAUGCCUUCGUUUCGCGCCUGCUUCAAGAGCAUCUUCAGAAUCCACACAGAGACGGGAAACAUCUGGACACACCUGCUUGGCUGUUUGUUUUUCCUCUGUCUGGGUCUGAUGUACAUGUUCAGGCCCAACAUGUCGUUUGUGGCUCCCGUCCAGGAGAAGGUGGUGAUCGGGAUGUUUUUCCUGGGAGCCAUCCUCUGCCUCUCCUUCUCCUGGCUCUUCCACACAGUCUACUGCCACUCUGAGGGCGUCUCCAGAGUCUUCUCCAAGUUGGACUACAGUGGGAUCGCCUUCCUGAUCAUGGGCUCAUUUGUCCCUUGGUUGUACUACUCCUUCUACUGCUCCCCUCAGCCUUGUUUCAUCUACCUGAUAGUGGUGUGUACACUAGGGCUUGCCGCCAUCACCGUCUCCCAGUGCGACUUCUUCGCUACACCGCAGUACCGAGGAGUCAGAGCAGGAGUGUUUGUGGGUUUGGGUCUGAGUGGUGUGGUUCCCACCCUGCACUUUGUCAUCAGCGAGGGUCUGAUCAAAGCGACAACCAUGGGUCAGAUGGGUUGGCUGCUGCUGAUGGCGAUGCUCUACAUCACCGGAGCCUGUCUGUACGCCGCUCGCAUCCCCGAGAGGUUCUUCCCUGGCAAGUGUGACAUCUGGUUCCACUCCCACCAGUUGUUCCACAUCUUGGUAGUUGCCGGGGCUUUUGUUCAUUUCCACGGUGUCUCCAACCUGCAAGAGUUUCGCUACACGGCAGGAGCGGGCUGCGCCGAGGAUGGCACUCUCUAACACACACACUAACUCAGUCACACACAUUUUACGGGGAGGCACUGGUUCUAAUGAUAUGCACAGAAUUACACACACACACACACACACACACACACACACACACACACACACACACACACACACACACACACACACACACUCCUUAAACAUGCACAUAAGACACAUGCUCUCCCCCUAAACUGAAGACCGAAGUGGCUUGACCGACGUGUUUCUGUGUGCGUGAUACACAGGAUAGCCUCCCAGGGGGCGCUAUUAAAACUGAUUGAGGAGAGAUUUUGUUCUCUCUCUCUCUCUCUCUCCCUCUGUCUGUCUGUCUGUCUGUCAAUCCCCACUUCCUCUGGCUCUCCUGCUUCAAAUAGAAAACCACUUCCAAGUUGACGUGUUUUAUAAACCAGUUUUUGAGACUCUACUCUUUCCAGGAAGUAUCUCCGUUUGUUGAGAAGGGGGGGCGAGCCAUUCAAAACCUCCCUUCAGUAAUUCUACAGUUUCUUGUUUCAGUUCUGACAUUUAAUGGUUUGAUUUGAAGAGGAAGCAUAAUUGUGGCUUUCAAAAAAAAAGACAUUAUGGGAAGUUUUUUGCUGAAUGCUGUUUUCCAAGUCACAUUUUAGAGCACUCGAGUAUGAAAAAAGAAAAAGAAUUGAGUGGAAAAUGUCUUUGGAUUUCUUCCAUGAUUGUUAAGGUUGCAG